Babesia bigemina is the source of this 1605-nucleotide messenger RNA. RefSeq lists its product as hypothetical. The transcript has a single exon. Lineage: Eukaryota; Apicomplexa; Aconoidasida; Piroplasmida; Babesiidae. Gene Ontology annotation, molecular function: zinc ion binding. The record is from RefSeq and is a predicted model, not a curated record. Bases 1 to 1605 code for a protein of 534 amino acids.
AUGGUGAGCACCGGGGGUGUCAUCUUCUACCGCUUUGGUAGCGAACGCGGUAUAUGGCGUGAGCUGCAGCUGGACAGCUCAAGUGGUAUCCUGGUUUCAGAUCUGAAGAUCAUGAUUGCGCAAGAAACCAGCCUGUCUAAGGACUUCACCAGGAAAACCAAUCUCAUCGUUUGCCUGUACGACGAGAAUUCUUCGGAGGAGCCUAAACCACUCGAUGACAAUGUAGUUGUGCAUGUGGGGAGUCGUGUGCUUUUGAAUCGCAUAGCCUGGACCCCGGCGACACCCAUCUUCCACGAAGCACGCACGGAAUUUGAUGGGGAUGUUGCGGACGACAAACCGCGGUUACGCCCGUUUCCUGUAUCACUCUUAUGCAAGUUGUGUGGGUGCCCCAUGAAAGACCCCGUUUUGGUGAAGUGCUCUGCCAACUGUGGCUCGAGUGGCUGUUGUGCCUGUUUGUUGUCGCACUUCGCCGAUUCGCUCAUAAAGAACGAAGAGGGUGUGGAAACAGCUGUUUACACCCUUUCAGACCGAAGAUCGUGCCCAUUUUGCACCUACGGAUUUGUUUCAGCCUUUUUGCAGAACCGUCAAAUGGCCGCUGUGCUUUUGGAGCUCGAUUUCAGCAACUUCGACAUUCCUACGGUUGACUCCUCUACCGAUGCCGAAGUGGGAGCUGAGAGUGAGGCUGUGGUGCAGGAUAAGACUCAGGCGCCAAAGCAUUUCUUAAUAUGCGUCGACAAUGCGUUGAUAGAUUCGAUGCGGGAGCACAUGCUUCUGCCGGUGUACAUUGAUAGCGUGCUCUGCAACACGUCGGAUUCAGCCAGAGGCGGCGCAUCCGAUGCCACUAGUAGUGGUUCAAGUUCCGGCGAUACGUACGCUAUAGUGGUGUCUUACGUUGGGGGCGGUACGUCCCUCAGCCCCAUGGGAUUGAUCCGCCUGCUGGAGGAUGAUCCAACGCAGGUUGAUUUUAUAAGAGCCGCUUAUGCUCACACUGCACGGCGGUUCGAGUGGGUUCACAAUAACACAAAACCUUUGUUGGUUCCUGCACGCCGCCAACCGCUGUUUUCAUACCUGGCAGCCAAGCGCUACGCGCCGGUUGGCGCGAAUUCGCAAAACGAAGUGCUGUGGCGGCACCGCAACGACCUGAUGACUGAAGUGGGUUUAACUUUGAAGGCAUUCGAGUCGCUGUUUCAAACGGUUUUUGGGGAAGCUCCCCCACCUCUCAUCACGGAGGUUGACAACGAUGGCAAAAACUGGCUGGAGGCAGUAUACGCCGGCGGGCCUCCGCCUCUGUACAUAAACCGAAACUGCCAGGUUUUAUCGCAGGACUUAGCUACGGAUAAUGCUGAGAUUGACACCGGUAACCCGUACCUCGGGUACCUCGCGAUUCUCCCCUUCCUCAGCGAGUCCCAGUUCCUCAAAAUGCGUGAAUUGCAGCGCAAUGCGAAGGAGGAAUUCCUGCAGCAGUUCACCGCCCAGGUGGUGAAGGACCUGCCAGAGGACACAGGGAUACGCGUGCUGGAGAAGGCUUACAACAACGUGUGGAAGCGUCACGUAGAAUACGAGUUUCCACCCUCCGACGACCCUCCCGAGGCGGGGUCCUCAUAA